AAUUCACCAUAGCCGUGGGAAGCUGCCUGAUUCUUCGAGACACUAGACGCUUGUUGAAGGAUUGGCGCCUGUUAAAGGAUUGGCGCGAGUUAAGAGAUUGGCUCCAACACACUAGCGCCUCAUACCUCUGCAUGCGUUUUGUGGCCCAUAUUCUCCCUAUUAUUGGGUGUUCCUCGAUCCUGAAAGCACACCCAAGCUCAGAGGCUACGGAUCCUGGUCCCAGUCAAAUCUGGGUGAUGAGCUUUGCGAUCUUGGCCCUCUACUUGAACAUGCUAAUCGAGAUGCGUGUUAUCAAGCAGUUGGGAAUCGUCGUCAACAUCAUUCACAACAUUAUGCGCAAAAUCGUCUGGUUCAUCUUGAUCUGUUGCGUCUUCCUGGUAGCUUUCACACAUGCCUUAUUACACCUGCUGCAUACUCGGAAGUACGAUGCUUGUGAGGACGGCUGUGAGGACAGAGAUUAUCCAGACGGAUACCCGAAAAAGUUUUUUGACGCUUUGUCAGCGACAUACUUCUUCCUGGUACGGUGAACUCCGAACAAUCGAUAUCAUGCCCAUUUAAGACUGAGACUUGACAUCGGCCGCAGCAUGAUGUUGCUAAUGAUGACUACUGCAUAUAUCUGAAUAUCCAUAGGCUGGCAGAUUCGACCCCCUUGAUACAUCUUUCGAUAAGGGUUCUAAAAGCUUCCUUAUUAUGAUGAUGAUCUUUUUCUUUUUCACGAC
Gamsiella multidivaricata is the source of this 719-nucleotide messenger RNA. RefSeq lists its product as uncharacterized. Bases 132 to 527 code for a protein of 131 amino acids. Gene Ontology annotation, molecular function: monoatomic ion channel activity. Gene Ontology annotation, cellular component: membrane. The record is from RefSeq and is a predicted model, not a curated record. Gene Ontology annotation, biological process: transmembrane transport; monoatomic ion transport. The transcript is spliced from 3 exons. Lineage: Eukaryota; Fungi; Mortierellomycota; Mortierellomycetes; Mortierellales; Mortierellaceae.